UUCAUUAACUAACAAUAAUGUCAUAUCAACUUCAUUCUCCUGGUCCACUGUUGCAUCCAGGCCAUGGGAAUGGGACUUGCCAAAAGGAAACUGAUCCUUCCUCUUGUUUUCAUUCUAAUAAUCAUCUCCCUUCUGAGAGUACUCAAACUUACAUUAAUCUCUUCGUCUUUUUCGUCUCCAAGACUUGUUCUAACUACAUUUAACCAUGAACCCUUCAUGCUUCCACCUCCCAUUCCUUUAAAUCCAAUCAGAAAAGAAAAACUCUCCAAGAAAGAGUUCCGGUUUCUAUCUGAUAUACUUCUAAAAAAAUCUCCCUGCAACGUUCUUGUUUUUGGGUUAGAAGAAGAGUACCUGAAGUUAGAGAUUAUUAAUACAGGUGGUAGCACAGUUUUUCUAGAAAAUAGACCUGAAAGGCUUAUGAAAGUUGAAGGAGGAUAUAAUGCUCGUCGGGUUUAUAAAACUGAGUACAAAACCUAUGCCAAGGAUGCAUACAAGCUACUAAAGUAUGCAAGAUCAAACUCGAGUUGUGAUCCGAGUUUGGGAAUAAAAAGUAUUAUGACAGAAUGUAAACUUGCUUUGACUGGGCUGCCUAAGGAAGUGUUAAAGACGAAAUGGGAUAUAAUCAUCGUGGAUGGGCCGUGCGGUGAAGGACCAGACUCACCAGGAAGAAUGGGUUCUGUAUUUAUGGCUGGUGUUCUGGCAAGAGCCGGAAAUGGAACUAAUGUGAUUGUUCAUGAUGUUGAUCGUAUGAUUGAGAAGUGGUUUUCAUGGGAGUUUUUAGGUGAAGAGAAUCGGGUUUCUUCCAAAGGGCGGUUUUGGAACUUUAGGAUACCUCAGCAAGUUAAAAACAGUUCUAGGAAUUCUGCUCUAGGUAAAUAGUGAGUAAUUUGUAAUUGUCAUCCUGUUUAGUAACUACGCUGCAUUCUCUUGUUCGUUUUAAAUAGAAUUAGGGAAUGAAAAGAAAAGAAAAAAAUUGUUAAAAUGCAUGCAUUCUUGUCUAUUUUUACAAGUAUGUAAGCUGUUAGAAACAAAUUCCCGCCAAUAACUCAUUCAUUUAUAUUCUUCA
This is a messenger RNA of Erigeron canadensis, 1066 nucleotides long. RefSeq names its product probable methyltransferase At1g27930. Gene Ontology annotation, biological process: xylan biosynthetic process. The record is from RefSeq and is a predicted model, not a curated record. Bases 64 to 879 code for a protein of 271 amino acids. The transcript has a single exon. NCBI's taxonomy places the organism in Eukaryota, Viridiplantae, Streptophyta, Magnoliopsida, Asterales, Asteraceae.